CGAACUCUGUACUACACAAGCUGUGAAGGCUGUCUCGGAUUUCUCUGAUUAUCGAGAGCAGAAUAACUCUAAUUAAGAUAGGAUGACUAAGGGUGAAGCUUUCCACAGUUUGCUUGAACCUGAUCUGCCAGUAAAGACUCGGCGUAGAAGCACUGGAUGCCAAUUUUUUAUCAUGGGUAUUGCAACUGCUCUCUCUCUUGCAUCAUUGGCUCUGGCUGUGUAUCAAGCUACUUCGACACAUCAAAGUGUACAUGCUAUUUCAGAAGGGGUAGUUAGUGCAUGGCCAACACCACCACCCCAUGAACAAGUAACCAAAGUAGCAAGAUAUGUUGUGCAUACCUCAGCAUGGGCAUCAAUAGCAACGAUCUCCACUGCUCUACCUAUUCAGGGCUUUCCAUUUGCCAACAUCAUAAGUGUCUGCGAUGGCCCUGUGAAUAAGUCAAGUGGCAUUCCUUAUAUGUAUAUGACCCGAUUCGAUUUAAGUGGGAAAGAUUUGCUUAGCAAUGACAAAGCUACAUUAUCUUUUUCUGAGGCUCAGUCUGACUACUGUAGUAAAGAGGAUUUUGAUCCAGAGGACCCACGAUGUGCACGUGUCUUACUUACUGGUCACAUCAUUGAACUAAAAAAUGGAACUACUGAGGCAAAUUUUGCACAAAAUGCUCUGUUUUCAAGGCACCCAAUAAUGAAAUCUUGGCCUUCUGAUCACCAUUUUUUUUUUGCCAAGAUGGACAUCGUGCACAUCUACGUACUGGAUUACUUUGGUGGACCAUCUGAGGUGAAUGUUGAUGAAUAUUUCAAGACUGACCCAUUUGCUUAAUACUAUCUAGACUUCAGGCUCUUUUGACACUGAAGGUCAACAAAAUGUUCUCCAAGUUUUUUUUUUUAUUUUAAUUUUCAAUCAGCAUUCGAAUUAAAAAUCAAAUGGGUUUACAACUCUUUUGUAAUUAACUGCAUCAGAACUGUAUUUGGAAAAAAUCUUUAUAGUGGAUUGUUGAUUUUGCAUUUAUGGAAGAAAUCUGAACUACCAUCUAUAUACAGUAUUUUGGUUAUGAAAAUAUAUCGAAUAUACUGCAAAAUUUAAUUGUAACAAUCCAUAAAUAUAGAUUUGGAUGGUCUAGUGUUAUGAUCAAAGCCUUUCAAGUGAUGACUCAUAAUAUAAAUUUACCUGUAGGUUGACACCUUUGCGUAUUUUUCUGAAACUUAAAAUGUUUAAGAUUAUUAGUACUUUUUCAUGCCCAACUAUCCACUUUUAAGAACUUUAGAACACAAUUUUUACAUUUGAGCAGAGACAAGCUGGCCAUACAGGCAAUACCCAGUUGGCCACUGUGCUGGGUAAAAAAAAAAAAAACUGAAAAAAAUGUCACGAAAAACUAGUCAGCAGCUCAGUUGGAGUAGUGACGAGUCCUACAGUUAAUAACAACUCAAGCAGCAGUCUCCUGCCUUUCAUUACCCUCUCAUCCGGCCCAGAUGCCCGGGCCAGUUUUAAGACCCAGUCUGCUGCUGCAUUUGAGCUCUGAUGCAACAAACCAUUCUGUAAUGACCAUUUUGAUUGUAUGUAUUUUUCAUAUCUUUAAUUAUCUGAAUGUGAUUCCUGCACACAUUGUUGUAUGAAGACAAAGAAACAGGUUGCAGAAUAAGUUUUAAAUGGAACAAUAUUUUGCUCUUUGUAGAGGUUUCCAAGUGAAGUAGUGUUGUAGUAAGAGCUUGUUCGCCCUUGUGGCUUAGCACUUCUUUUUAAUUAUAAUAAUAAUCCAUAGCUUGUUAUAUCUCAGUAAUAUUUGUAUUUCAUCCAGUGUUGCAGGGAUGCCAAGCUUGCACUGCUUGGAAACUUUCUGUGAACAUUAAUGAACAAUAUAUCAGUUCAUUUUUAAAGACCCUGUAUAUAUGUGGGUAACACUGUACUGUAUUUUCCCUAAGCUAUGCAUGUAGUCAUUAUUGGUGGGUAGGGUUUAAUUAGGAUAAGUAUUACACCAUGUCAUACCUUAAAAAAAAAAGUUAUGUAUUUUAAUAUCUUAAAAUUUUGUUUAGAUGAGAAUCAUUAAACACUAUUAGACACAGAAA
Cherax quadricarinatus is the source of this 2061-nucleotide messenger RNA. RefSeq names its product Cellular Repressor of E1A-stimulated Genes (gene CREG). Lineage: Eukaryota; Metazoa; Arthropoda; Malacostraca; Decapoda; Parastacidae. The record is from RefSeq and is a predicted model, not a curated record.